Vicia faba (fava bean) is the source of this 1854-nucleotide messenger RNA. Lineage: Eukaryota; Viridiplantae; Streptophyta; Magnoliopsida; Fabales; Fabaceae. The record is from the annotation of a GenBank genome assembly.
AUGGCACCGAAGAAUAAGGAUACCGGUAAGAAGUCUCAGCGUCCGAGGGUAGUAACAUGUGAGUCUCCUCACUCAGCCAUGUGCCCACCCCCUCAGAGUCAGGUUGAUCAUAUGUCCCUGGCCAGUACUCAGGGUUUUGUCCCAUUACUCUCCUCCCAUACAUUCCCGUCUGGGGUACCUGCAUCUUUUGUGCCACCUGGAGGCCCCGGUUUCCUUUACCCACAGACUCAGAUGCCGUCUUCCUUCCAGCAUGCAGCAGGAUCUAGUUUCCCUUUCCCACCGACCCAGAUGCCGUCAUCCUUCCAGCAGGCGGGAGGAUCUAGUGUUCCUUUCCCACAUACUCAGAUGCCAUCUUCCUUCCAGCAUGCGGGAGGAUCUAGUUUCCCUUUCGCACCGACCCAGGUGCCUUCAUCUUUCCAGCAGACUGGUGUCCCCUCAUCAUUCCAGCAGACGGGGGGAGGACCCAGUUUUCCAUUUAUACAGACUGGCGUGCCUUCAUCAUUCCAGCAGACAGGGGGACCCACACAGAUGUAUUCAUCCUUCCAGCAGGCGGGAGGGUCCAGCACCCCACACUCCACACACAUUGGAGGACCCAGCAGUCCACGUCCGGCACAGGCUGCAGGAUCCCGCGCCCCACGUCCUAGACGGACCGGAGGGUCACGCACCCCUCAUCCCACACAGGCUGCAGGAUCCAGCACCCCACGUCCUACACAGGCUGGCGGUGAUGCAGAUGUCGUAGCUGAUGAUAUAGAUGGAGCUGAUAUUCGUGAGAGAUCAGAUGAUCCGAGUGAGAUUCAUGUAAUUGACGGGAGGUUUUGGAUUUGGCCCGAAGGAAGCAAUUUCGCGCCGAGUCGGACGGCUGCCAAGGUUAUUAAUUAUAUAAUCCAGCAGAUGUAUAAAUCCUCUUGGAAGAACUUUGGCGAGGUUACAAAUAAAGAAGAAUGGUUUAAAAAAUUUAAGGAAAAAUGUGUGUGGGAUCCGUUGAAUGAGAAAAUAAUGGAAAAAAUAUAUUAUAGCAGAACUUCUAGAAGAUUUUCGGAUAUAAUGCGGCGGGUUAGGGAGAAUUAUGAGCUGCAUGGUAUCCGUCCUAACUGGAUAGGCGUAGAGGUUUUUGGCGAACUUCGUACAUAUUGGAGUUCGCCAGAAUUCAAGGCCAAAUCUGAAAAUUUUAAGAAGAUGAGGGCAUCAGAAAAAGGGGGAUGUGUCAAUACUGUUGGAAGUAUUAGCACUGCAGAGCAUGUCCGACGGAUGACUAAGGAGAUGGGGAGACCACCAUUGAUGAUUGAGUUGAUUACGAGGACUCGGACAAAAAAAUCGGGAGGUUUUGUCGACGACCGCACCCAGAAAGCUUUUGAUGAUUAUCAGACAUUGCUAGCAAAUUUUCUAGAACACAAUCCGCAAUAUAGGCCAGCAGAGGGGGAGCCGCUUAAUGGGGAUGUUGAUUUCUAUAUUUGGAAUGAGGUUGUUAAUGGAAAAGGGCCUAAUGGUUGCUUUUUUGCGGGAGGAAAUUUGGCCGCCGGCUUGAGAGUUGGUGAUCGUAAUCUGUUUCAAAGACUUAGAGAUGGAGAAGGGGGGUCACGUCAACCCAAUCUGACUCAGGUUCAACUUGAAACAGUACGACAAUUGGCGGCCAGUGAAGUGAGACGCGAAAUGGAGGCCCAAAUGACGACAAUGAGGCAAGAGCAGGAGCGUCAGUUAGAGAUCAUGCGGAAGCGGCAAUCUGAUAUGGAGGAGCAGAUGAGACAGUUUAUGCAAGGGGGUCGAAAUCAAAAUGUUCCUGAUCAUACACAGCCGGAUGAUGACGGACUUGAUGACUUUGAUCUUGAUAAUUUUCCGGGUGAAGAUGCCCCGUGA